AUGGCUGCAAGGGCUGAUGCUGUGGGCGACAGCCUUACUGGCUUCUACGCGAAGGUGGACGAGUUGGAGACUUCUUUCAUUGAAAGACUGGAAGAAGCAGUCAAGAUCCCUUCGGUAUCUGCUUACGCGGAACGAAGAGAAGAUGUCUUCAGAAUGAGCGAAUGGAUUGCCUCAAAGAUGAGAGAGCUAGGAGUGGAGGUCACAAUGAAGCCUUUAGGGAAACAGCAAGACAAACCUGACCUCGAGUUGCCCCCUCUCGUCUUGGGUCGGUAUGGCAACGAUGCUGAGAAGCCAACCGUCCUCGUCUACUCCCACUACGAUGUUCAACCUGCUGCUCUUGAAGACGGUUGGAAAUAUGACCCCUGGGUUCUCACGAUCGAAGAGAAUGGUCGGCUAUGUGGUCGAGGAACUUCGGAUGAUAAGGGCCCGCUAAUAGGAUGGCUCAAUAUGAUUGAGUCUUUCCAAAAAGCGGGCGUUGAGGUCCCGGCGAACCUCGUCUUCUGUUUCGAGGGCAUGGAAGAGAACGGGUCCUUUGGCCUGCGCAAAGCCUUGGAGGAAGAAGCGCAAAACUUCUUCAAAGACAUUGAUGUGGUCUGCAUCACUGACGUCGUGUGGGUCAGUGACGAGCAGCUUAGCAUCCCUCAGGGCUUGAGAGGAAUCAUCUUCUACCUUCUCACCAUCACCGGCGCCGAGAGAGACGCUCAUAGUGGUGGCUUUGGUGGGCAGAUCUCCGAGCCAAUGACCGAUAUGGUCAACAUCAUGUCUUCGCUCGUGGAUUCGAACGGCAAGAUUCUUGUGCCGGGUAUUUACGACACGGUGCAAGCCGUGACGAGAGAAGAGUAUGACAGCUAUAACAAGCUGAAUAUCUCAGACGAUUCUUUGCUUGGGGGAACGGGCGCCAGAAGCCUCCACAAGACCCAAGCGGACGCCUUGAUCGCGAGAUGGAAGAAGCCAUCCCUCAGUCUUCACAGGAUCGAAAACGCGACACCUGGCGCAGGAGCCGUCACUUCAAUUCCUGCGAAGCUUGUUGGCAAGUUCAGCAUCAGGACAGUCCCCAACAUGAAAUCGCAGGAUAUCGACAAGCUUGUUCAGAAGCAUAUUCGAGAGAAGUUCGAGGCGCUCGGGAGCAAGAACGAGUUGGAUAUCAACUGUGCUGACCAAAGUGACUGGUUCUACGAGAGCGCCGACCACUGGAACUACCAAGCCGCAAUCCAGGCGACCCAGAACGUUUGGGGUGUUGAUCCAGUCCUCACAUGCGAAGGCGGAAGCAUUCCCAUUGCAUUGGACUUCAAGCAGAUUCUUCAGAAGAACGUGCUUUUGCUUCCCGUUGGACGACCCACUGACGGAGCUCAUACCAUCAACGAGAAGCUGGACAAGAACAACUAUCGGUCGGCCAGAAACGGCACCAUGUGUCGACAUCAGUCAUCAGCGGUCGCAGACGUGAACACCAACUCCAACUUCAAGGAGGUCGUCACAAAGCAUACCGACAUUGAUGUGACGAUUGACUUCGAGCGGACCGUGCUCGUCGGGUCAACAAUCAUUACGUUCGAGUCAAGACGCGCGAGUCUGACUGAAAUCAUUCUUGACACCAGCUACUUAAUUGUGAAACAAGCUACCAUCAAUGGCACCCGGGUUUCUUGGGACUUGAAAGCCCCAAAAGACGCCAAUGGCAGUCCCUUUCAUAUCUACCUCGAUCGAGCCUACGAAAAUGGAGAGGCUUUCAAACUUGCCGUUGACUUCGAAACAACAACGGAGACAACUGGCCUUCAGUGGUUCAAGGCUUCGCAAACAGAUGAUAAGAAAUAUCCGUUCAUGUUUUCCCAGGGAGAGCCAGUCCACGCACGCUCCAUGUUCCCAUGCCAGGACACUCCAUCCAUCAAGACAACUUUCGACAUGACGAUUCGGUCCAUCUUACCAGUUGUCGCGAGUGGUAUUCCUGAAAAUGAGCUAAUCUUCCCUCCCGUUCAGGAGCCACUAGAGCUCAAGACCUACAAGUUCAAACAGGAGAUUCCAAUCUCAAAUUAUCUGUUCGCGGUGGCUAGCGGGAAUCUUGCGGGAGAGAAGAUUGGUCCUAAGAGCUAUGUUUACUGUGCGCCUGGUGAUCUCGAGGCCUGCAAGGCGGAGUUCAGACCCGAUCUGCAAGCCAUAAUUAAAUCUGCGGAGAAUCUCAUCUUCGAGUACCCAUGGCCGCUUUACAAUCUCGUUGUCCUGCCCAAAUCGUUCCACCUAGGAGGCAUGGAAAACCCAGUCUUCAACUUCUACAGCGCCACUGUUGUCUCGGGCGACCGUGAGAACAUUGGAGUCGUAGCCCACGAGUUCGCUCACAGCUACAGCGGUAACCUUGUCACCAAUGACGCCUGGGAGCACUUCUGGCUGAACGAAGGUUGGACUGUCUACAUAGAGCGUUGCAUCCUGCGAGACCUCCGCGGGGAAGAGGCAGUCCAGCUUGAAGCCAUCGUAGGAUGGCAAGAUCUGCUCUACAACAUUGAAGCUUACGGCGGUAACGAAAGCGUGUUCACAAGUCUCGUUCUCGAAUUUCAGGGAAAGAGGCCUGAUGACAUCAUGUCGAAGAUCUCCUACGAGAAGGGCUACACCUUUUUGUGUUUCCUGGAGCAGCAGGUGGGAAGGGAGAAAUGGCACAAAUUUGUUCCUCACUACUUCAAGACUUUCUUCGGCAAGAGCGUCAACUCUGAGCAAUUCAAGAGUUGCGUUCUGGAUUUUUUCUCCCAGGACGUCCACGCCGCAGUUGCGCUUCACGCAGUUGACUGGGAAACCUGGUAUCACAAGCCCGGUGCACCGCCAAAGCCUAUCUUCGACUCCAGCCUCUACAGAGAUUGCAUUGGAUUAUGCGACAAGUGGAAGAUGCUUGGCUCAAACGAAAGUGCCUUUACGCCCUCGUCUAAGGAUGUUGAGGGCUGGACAGUUGGACAAUUAUUAGUCUUUCUUGACCUUCUGAUUGAAAGUUCCAGUCCUAUUCCCAAACAGUUCAGCCACACAUUGGGUUCGCAGUAUGGUUUACUAUCCUCAGGAAAUCUGGAGAUAGUUAGCCGCUACCUCCGUGUUGCACUGCGAGCACGCGACGAAAGUGUCUUGAAGCAGACCGAAGAGGUUCUUAGCCAGACCGGCCGUAUGAAAUUCCUCAAGCCACUGUUUGAGGGAUUAUUGUCAGUCAGCGAAAAGUUGGCUGUGGAGUUGUUUAACAGACAUCGCGACUUUUAUCAUCCGACAUGCUUGAGGUUGCUGCGAAAUGUGCUUGAGAAGCAUGGGCUAACUGUUGGUUGA
Molecule: messenger RNA, 3282 nt
Organism: Colletotrichum gloeosporioides
Lineage: Eukaryota; Fungi; Ascomycota; Sordariomycetes; Glomerellales; Glomerellaceae
Product: Leukotriene A-4 hydrolase-like
Exons: 14
Coding region: 1-3282 (1093 amino acids)
Biological process (GO): proteolysis
Cellular component (GO): cytosol
Molecular function (GO): aminopeptidase activity; zinc ion binding; epoxide hydrolase activity
Source: RefSeq, a predicted model, not a curated record